CUGCCUUCAACAGGCUCAGCGCUCGAAACAGCUGGCGAGGUUUUGCGUCAAACUAGCAGCUACGACCCGCACCGCUGUUUGCAUGUUGGUGUAUUGUUAAAGCGUAAAAAGUGGAAAGGGAAGGCGAGAGGUGUUCGUCUCCUAAUCCUCUUAGUAGCAUUAUGCUGAGCCUAGCUGAAGCCCUGACAUGCGGUGCGCCCUUGUAACCCCCCAAAACCGGAGUCAGCUUCUUUGCGUCCAUUACGCACAGCUGGAGGGACUGUCCGCAGCGCAGAGGGGCUGAGCGGCCGGAGGUACAGGUUGAAACUGCCCACUGUAAAAGAUGAAACACAGUAUGUACGUGCGUGUUUUCCCUCUGUCAGCGGUGUCUUCUCGCCACAUCACAGUGCUGGACCUACCAAGGAAUAGCAAUGCACCUGACAUAGCUUCCUGUUUGGAGUCGAGACCACGGGGACAAUGAAUGUGCAUUCACCUUUGAGGAGGAGACUCAGGCGCAGUCGCAUCCUCCUCUUCCUUUCAGGUGUGCUGCUGUGUCUUGUCUACACUCUGACUGAGAAGGCCAGGCUGUCACAGCCAGGAGCCUCCUUGCACACUGAUGAGGCUCUCGGAGUAGAUGAGGGUGAUGACGAUGUCCUGGAGAUCAACAUUAGAGAGGUGAUGGCAUCCAAUAAGACAGAGGAGCAGGCUGUCUCACCUGAGAGUACCAAACCUCCUCUGGUGAUUAUGGUCAACAGGACAGAUAUUGAACAGUGUAUCUAUGUAGAUCCUCAGCCUAGCAAACCUCUUCCAACUCCACCACCACUAACCACCACAGCUCUCCCUCGUCCCCCACUCCAGCCCCCUCACAGGAAGGGCGAUUACCCUGAGGAUAUCUUCUCUGUGGAGCAGCGGCGACAAGGCUGGGUGGUCCUGCAUGUUAUCGGCAUGACUUACAUGUUUGUUGCCCUGGCCAUUGUCUGUGAUGAGUUCUUUGUUCCUGCACUGGAGGUCAUCACGACCAAGCUAGAAAUCUCUGACGACGUGGCUGGGGCCACCUUCAUGGCAGCGGGAGGCUCUGCCCCUGAGCUUUUCACCUCCCUGAUUGGUGUCUUCAUCUCCCACAGCAACGUGGGCAUCGGCACCAUUGUGGGCUCAGCUGUCUUCAACAUCCUGUUUGUGAUUGGCAUGUGUGCCAUCUUCUCCCGAGACGUGACCUUCUACAUCCUGGACCUCACCAUGCUCAUCGUCUUCUUCCUGGACAACAUGAUCCUGUGGUGGGAGAGCAUCUCUCUGGUUCUGGGCUACAUCAGCUACGUGAGCUUCAUGAAGUUUAACAGUCCGAUUGAGCAGAAGGUCAAGACCCAACUCAACAAGCACAUGAGCACUGUCAAGGUGUGGACCACAGAGGAGCCGGAGAAGGAGAAUGAAGCUCUCCCACCUCCUCCUCCUCCUCCUGCUGCGCCUCCUGCUGCUCCUCCUACUGCACCUCCUGUACCAAAAGCUGAGGAGAAGUCCAAACUGGAGGAUGAAUCACUUCCAAGCAUCCCUCAGUGCAACAAACUGCCAUCAGACCCACAAGAGGACAAGGCAAGACUCAGGGUGCGUCCUGCCCUGCAACGAGGUGGCAGCUUGGCCUCCCUCCACAACACAUCUCUGCGGAGCACCAUCUUCCAGCUGAUGAUUCACACACUGGAUCCUCUGGGAGAAGAGGCAGCCCUUACAGGGGCACUUAAAAUCACUGGUCCAAGAAAAGUCAGACAAGAGUUGUCCUUUAAUGGGGACGUCAGAGUGGAAGGGUCUGGGCAGAAGAAAGCAAAGAACAAAAUUAAACCUCUGAACAUCCCGGUCACGGGCAAGUCACAGCAAUGCCACUCUGAAGAUGCUGCCAGUCCCCCAGGGGGCGGUGCAGCAGAGCCGUCCACCUCGCAGCCUCCAAGGACAGAAGAGAUGACUGAGAAGACAUCAGACCAGCCAGAUGAGUCAGAGCUAGCAGCAGCAACGGCCGGGGGCUCAGGGGGCAGUGUUGAGGGCAAGAGCAGUGACCGCACUGAGAGUGAGAAAGAGGAGGAAAAUGAGCCACUGUCUUUAGCGUGGCCAGUAACCAGGCGCAAGCAGGCCACCUAUCUGUUCCUGCUGCCCAUCGUGUUCCCGCUGUGGCUCACGCUGCCUGAUGUUCGCAGCCUGGCAUCCAGGAAAUAUUUUGCUCUCACGUUUAUUGGCUCCAUCCUGUGGAUCGGCGUGUUCUCCUACCUGAUGGUGUGGUGGGCUCACCAGGUGGGUGAGACUGUGGGCCUGUCGGAGGAAAUCAUGGGCCUGACCAUUCUGGCGGCCGGGACAUCCAUCCCUGACCUCAUCACCAGUGUGAUUGUGGCCCGGAAAGGUCUGGGGGACAUGGCUGUGUCGAGCUCAGUGGGCAGUAAUAUCUUUGACAUCACUGUGGGUUUGCCGGUCCCAUGGCUCAUGUACACUCUGGUCCACAAUGGCGAGCCAGUAGCUGUCAGCUCCAACGGCUUGUUCUGCACCAUUGUGCUGCUCUUUCUCAUGCUUCUUUUUGUCAUUAUCUCCAUCGCCACCUGUCGCUGGAAGAUGAGCCGAAUGUUGGGUCUCACCAUGUUCGUACUGUACUUUGUGUUCCUCGUCCUCAGCGUCUUGCUGGAGCUUCGUAUCUUCGUCUGUCCCGUUUCAAUCUAAGCUGUCAGGAUGAGGUGGAAAGCACUUGGCACUGCUGCAUGACUUACUGUAUUGAGGACAGGAGCAAUACUGUAUGUAAGAUAUGUUAGGUAUUACCAGACGUAAUGUAAAAAGGCUGACCUGGCACACAGUAGACACAUGGUAGAAAUCACAUAAUGAGCAGUGCUACAGUGCCUUGCGAAAGUAUUCGGCCCCCUUGAACUUUGCGACCU
Messenger RNA from Monopterus albus (swamp eel), 2882 nucleotides. Its product is annotated as sodium/potassium/calcium exchanger 1-like. NCBI's taxonomy places the organism in Eukaryota, Metazoa, Chordata, Actinopteri, Synbranchiformes, Synbranchidae. The record is from RefSeq and is a predicted model, not a curated record. Gene Ontology annotation, molecular function: calcium channel activity; calcium, potassium:sodium antiporter activity. Gene Ontology annotation, biological process: long-term synaptic depression; long-term synaptic potentiation; calcium ion transmembrane transport. Gene Ontology annotation, cellular component: plasma membrane.